Molecule: messenger RNA, 762 nt
Organism: Symbiodinium pilosum
Lineage: Eukaryota; Dinophyceae; Suessiales; Symbiodiniaceae
Source: the annotation of a GenBank genome assembly
AUGCGGCCACUCAAGCUCGCCUUGAGCAUGAAGGUCAAAGAAGGAAUGCUGCCGAGCCUCGCACCGAGCAGUCAGUGUCAUCGGUGUUCAUGCAGUAUUCCGGCAUGGCGCCAACACCUGUGGCAGCUCCAGGCCGCACAAGGGGUCCUGCAGGCCACGCAAGGGGCCCGCCCGAGCACUUGGCCCUUGCAUCAAUUCAGUCCAGGCGCCAGCCGCAAGCACAGCAGUGUCCGUGCUUGGUCAGGUGCACGCACUUCGUGCCACAUCGGGGCCGCAGCGGCCGGCUGCAGUUGCAUCCCAGCAGUCUUCCCAGAACACACCACGCCCUGCCUUUCAGGGCUUUGUGUCCACGUGCACAGUGUGCUUGGAAGAGUUUACUUCCGGAGACCUGGUCUCACGCAUGAGUUGCGGUCAUGCUUCCACAGUGUGUGUCUUGGUGAAUUGGCCAUGCAAACAAGCGCAAGCUUCGAGGAAGAGUACGUGAGCUUGGAUUGCCCCAAUUGCAGAACGGCGGCCCAUGUCAUCCGAACAUGGCGUGUGCCCACUGCCCCAUCAGUUGCCUCCGAGCCUGCUGAGGAGUCAGCAAGUGCAGCCGCCCCACAGUCAUUGCAGGCCGAUGAUGCUCCAGCGUCAGCUACGGCAAAUCCCAGCACACCUCCUCAGCCGACAGCUGAGCCUGAAUUCGGUCUGCCUGGAGCACCUCUCCGGCCACUGAGCAGCACAAGAAACAGGUCAUGCCAGUUGGCCUGUAAGCCCAGCUGA